Messenger RNA from Acanthochromis polyacanthus (spiny chromis), 477 nucleotides. RefSeq names its product microtubule-associated protein 6-like. The coding region runs from base 16 to 477 and encodes 153 amino acids. The transcript has 2 exons. Lineage: Eukaryota; Metazoa; Chordata; Actinopteri; Pomacentridae. The record is from RefSeq and is a predicted model, not a curated record.
CCAGAACCAGUAAACAUGUCCACCAGAGACCAGAACCAGGAAGCAGGUCCAGCAGAGACCAGAACCAGGAAGCAGGUCCUCCAGAGACCAGAACCAGUAAACAUGUCCAGCAGAGACCAGAACCAGGAAGCAGGUCCAGCAGAGACCAGAACCAGGAAGCAGGUCCAGCAGAGACCAGAACCAGGAAGCAGGUCCAACAGAGACCAGAACCAGGAAGCAGGUCCAGCAGAGACCAGAACCAGGAAGCAGGUCCUCCAGAGACCAGAACCAGGAAGCAGGUCCACCAGAGACCAGAACCAGGAAGCAGGUCCAGCAGAGACCAGAACCAGGAAGCAGGUCCACCAGAGACCAGAACCAGUAAACAUGUCCACCAGAGACCAGAACCAGGAAGCAGGUCCACCAGAGACCAGAACCAGGAAGCAGGUCCACCAGAGACCAGAAUCAGGAAGCAGGUCCAACAGAGACCAGAACCAGUAA